ACGGUGGCCAACAUUGCGUUCGCAUGUAUUUCUAACGGUACUGUCGAAACAUUAAAAAAUUCAAAGUUGGUUAGAAAGCUAAAACUAAAAAUAAAACAUAAAAAGAAACAACGCCGACCGGAAGUAAAGCCACAAUUGUGUUAGCAUCCGCGCGCAACAACAACAAAAAAAUCAACACACUGCAAUUUAACAGUAUUUUUGUUUUUAUGCUUUUGUGUUUUUUGAAUUUUAACUACGCAAACCCGUCAAAUGUAAACAGUGCCGCGGGCAUUUAGUCUACGCUUGCUGUGGCUGCGCGUGUGUGUGUGAUUUUGUAUUGCACUGUGCUUGAGUGUUUUGAUUGAAGUUGUGCGAGUUGUUGUGCUGCACUCUGUCUUAUCAAGUGAGUGGUGCUUAACGGCGCGUGUUGUUGUUUGCUCACCUCAAACGUACACACACACAUAUAUAUGUACAUACAUGCGUAUGCUCUAUGCACAUAGUAUUUAGAUUUAUUUUACGAUUUGAAAUAAACAUAAAUGUUCUAGUGAGUGUUAAUUUUAUGAACAACAACAACUGUAUAUGAAUAAUAUAUGCGAUCUGCUGCAAGAAUACUGCAAUUUACAAAAUAAUUGCAAUCCGCUAAGUCCCGCAACACAAAUAACUACACACACUCGCAAACACAUAAACUCAAUUAAAAAAGCAAAUGUCAACAGCAGCUGCAGCGUAAACGAAAAUUGACAUGUGAAUGACCUGCUAGUACAGUUAUUCGUGCAAGUGUGCAGCAACGCGUUGUGCAAAUGACGAAGCGGUGUCUGCUAUGUACAUACAUGCUGGUAAUUAGUGCAAUCAGUUAAAUGACAUUUUCACCAUUGUAAAUGCACGCCAAUUGAUGCUGUCAAUUAGGAGCGCGAGUGAACGCAGGCAACUACGAAAACUACCGCAAAACAAAAUAGCGCGUCUGUGUGCGGGUGGCAGCAAAGGACGUUGGAGUCGACGUUAGAACGGGGACAUGCUGCGAAAUUGCAUUUAAUAUACAAACAAAGACAACACAAGACAGCGUGUUGUUGCAAUUUUUUUUGACAUUUUGAUAUUCUGCACCAACGCCGAAAUUCACUUAACACCGCCAAGUUGGAAGGAAAAAAACUAUUCACGGCUGUUAAUAAUAUAUUAGCCGGUUCGAGUUUUGCCCGCGAACUCAGGCAACUAAUGACGAGAAAAACAACACCCGUCGCGGAUGAUACGGCUGCUGGCGGCGACAGCGCGGAUUCACAGCAGCUUGAAGAGGCUGCGUACUACGAGCCACCAGUUAGCUACAGUUCCGACAAAACAGCAACAACACCGCCAACACAACAACAAUGUGAGCAGCAAGCAAACAGCAUGGCUGCCGUGGACGCGGAUGCAGCGUGCACCGAAGGAGCGGUCUCGCUGCGCCAACGACGUGUCUCCGAGUUGGUGCUGGACACAUACAGCGGUUGUUCAGCGGCAGCAGCGCCAGAUUAUGACAAUGCGGCCGUGUAUGUGGAUGAGUAUGAUGAAGACGAUUUCGAAGAUGGUGUUGAUGGCGAAAACGAUUAUUAUGACGAAUCGCCAGUGCAGCGCAGCGCUAGAUUUUUACAGCCACGUAAACAGCAAAGAAAAAUCGAAUUGCAAGAGCAGGCGACGACAAGCACGGGGAAAGGUGGCGCUAAACGGUCAAAGCGACGCAUUAAGACGGCACGUCAAUUUUCACAACGCACCACUUCGACUGAGUCGACGGAGAGCGGCAUGCGUCCAUGCAUAUCGAAGGGUCAAAUGCGCGAAUUUCGUGAAGCAUUUCGCUUAUUCGACAAGGAUGGCGAUGGCUGCAUAACGAAGGAGGAGUUGGGCACCGUAAUGCGUUCAUUGGGUCAAUUCGCGCGUGUCGAGGAAUUGCAGGAAAUGCUACAGGAAAUCGAUGUGGACGGUGAUGGCAAUGUUAGUUUUGAAGAAUUUGUGGAUAUACUCUCCAACAUGACAUAUGAAGACAAAUCGGGGCUUUCCUCUGCCGAUCAGGAAGAACGUGAGCUGCGCGACGCAUUUCGCGUGUUCGACAAGCAUAAUCGUGGCUACAUAACGGCCUCAGACCUGAGAGCGGUGCUGCAGUGCUUGGGCGAGGAUUUGGAUGAAGAAGACAUUGAAGACAUGAUAAAAGAAGUAGAUGUCGACGGCGAUGGACGCAUUGAUUUUUAUGAGUUCGUGCAUGCGUUAGGUGAACCAGAAGACUCACAAGAAAAUGAUGACGAGAAUGAGGAGGAAACUACUACUUCACCAUUACCAACACCAAAAUCCGCUGUGUCGAUGACUUAUGAUUAAGCUAUGCAGAAUUUGGGACAAAACUGCUUAAAGAAAACUUCACUAAAAGAAAACUCAUAAGGAUAAUAAGCAACAAAACAAAAAA
Molecule: messenger RNA, 2395 nt
Organism: Bactrocera oleae (olive fruit fly)
Lineage: Eukaryota; Metazoa; Arthropoda; Insecta; Diptera; Tephritidae
Molecular function (GO): enzyme regulator activity; calcium ion binding
Source: RefSeq, a predicted model, not a curated record